AACUUUUCAACUGCGCGAGAGAAAUUCGAGUGUGACUGUCAAAUUCGGGAGUGUUUUUACCUGCGUAUUCGAGAAGUUUGUUAAUUUUUUUCGGGAGGAAACCGUUUGUUCCCUGCCGUUUUCCGGUCUUUCUACGUGUCCCGGAUGUUCCCCGGUUAGAUUUCCACCCAACUCGCGUGAGUGUUGAUCGCACAAAGAAUAUUUUCGCUCGGAUGUGUGUUUAGUAAGUGGUUUCGUCGUUGGGAGUUUGCGAAAGAGGGAGUGAGGGGGACAAAGUGGAGCAACUACGAAAAUCCGCAAGAGGAUCGGUUUUGAGGGCGAUUCGAUUUCUACUCGUACCGAAUGCCGCAACCAGAACGGGAUAGUGAAGGCAAUAACAAAAUGACAAUGAAUGACGAAGGAAAUGGUACGGCGAACACCGCCGUGACCAACAAUAACUCUCUUUCUACGACCACAACAAACGGAACCAAUGGUGGAGGCGGACUUACAGUGGGGACAGGAACCACUGGAUCAGGAGUAAACAAUAAUGGUAGCAAACCAAAUAGUCAGGACAAAAGACUCAGCGGUAAUAACAACGGUGGCAACAAUGGUACCAGUGCCAGCCAGCCAAGGUUCAUCAUUCCGAAGUCCAACGAAAUAGAAACUCUCCCACAGCUGAAGGAUACCGCGUCAAAUCCCAACGAAAGGGAAGAGCUGUUUGUACAGAAGCUUCGUCAGUGUUGCGUGUUGUUUGACUUUUCCGAGCCGCUGAACGAUCUCAAGUACAAGGAAAUCAAGCGUUGCGCUUUGCAGGAAAUGGUGGAGUACCUGAGCAGCCAGCAGCAGGUUAUCACGGAAUCCAUCUACCCGGAAGCGGUACAAAUGUUUGCGGUUAAUUUGUUUCGCACGUUGCCCCCAUCCUCCAAUCCCAACGGGGCCGAGUUCGAUCCGGAGGAGGAUGAACCCACGCUCGAGGCUAGUUGGCCGCAUCUGCAGUUUGUGUACGAAUUGUUCUUGAGGUUUCUCGAAUCACCAGACUUCCAACCGAGCGUGGCCAAACGGUACAUUGAUCAUGGUUUCAUCUUGAAUCUGCUGGAGCUAUUCGAUUCGGAAGAUCCACGCGAACGCGACUUUCUCAAAACUGUCCUGCAUCGGGUGUAUGGAAAAUUCCUUGGCCUACGAGCCUUCAUUAGGAAACAAAUUAACAACAUCUUCUACAAAUUUAUCUACGAAACGGAACAUCAUAACGGAAUUGCUGAACUAUUGGAAAUUUUGGGCAGUAUUAUAAACGGUUUCGCUCUGCCACUUAAGGAGGAGCAUAAACAAUUCUUGCUCAAAGUCCUGCUGCCGCUGCAUAAAGUUAAGAGUUUGUCGGUGUAUCACCCCCAACUUGCAUACUGCGUUGUGCAGUUUCUAGAAAAGGAUCCAAGUUUGACACAACCGGUCAUUAAGUGUCUUCUAAAAUUUUGGCCCAAGACUCAUAGUCCCAAAGAGGUGAUGUUCUUGAAUGAGCUGGAAGAGAUCCUGGAUGUUAUUGAACCGGCCGAGUUCCAAAAGGUGAUGGAGCCUCUAUUCCGCCAGAUAGCCAAAUGUGUCUCGAGUCCUCAUUUCCAAGUUGCAGAAAGGGCUCUCUACUACUGGAACAACGAGUACAUUAUGUCACUGAUUUCGGAGAACUCAAAGGUUAUACUUCCGAUAAUGUUUCCGGCGCUGAACUCUAACUCGAAAACGCACUGGAACAAAACAAUUCACGGCUUAAUCUAUAACGCGAUCAAACUAUUUAUGGAGAUGAAUCAGAAGCUGUUCGACGAGUGUCAUAGGAAAUUCAAAGCCGAAGAGCAGAGCGAAAUGGAGAAGCUGAAUCGCCGGGAAGAACUAUGGCAGCAAAUGGAAAACAUGGCCCGACAACAUCCAAUCUAUCCGAAGUUUGCCCUCUCUGAUGAGGACGGAUCGGCGGCGAUGACCUCCGGUGGCGAGCUGGUUCUCGCCGGUGCAACAAGUUCUGCGGAGAAGGACAAAGAUUCAAUGUUGGGGCGGUCUUACAACAGCACCAGCAACAACGCAAGAUCGACGACGGCACCAGUCCAGCAGAAAACCUAAAACUGUAGCGCGAGAUUUGUUGCUAGUCUCGCCUUUACAUUUUUUCUGUUUUAGCAAGUACCUUUUAAUGACAUGCGAGAGCGAACGAGAAAAGUUAGCAAACGAAGGAUAUUUUCUUUUUGAGAGGCGUUGCGUAUAUAUGUUUUAACACUGGAGAAAAAAAUAAAAGAUUACUAAUGUAGGUAAAAAUUGAAGGAAAGAUAUUCAGUACGAUCAAUUUAGAAAGUAUAUUUAGAAGCAAACACGCUAAGCGUUUAGCACUCACGAUUAGUCUAUGCAAGUAUAUUGAUCAAUGUGCCGAGGAUGAUAGGAACCACAAUGAAACACACUCAAGCCUCUUUCUACGAUGCUUUUAUUAUGGCAAAAUAUAAAAAUAAAUUUACUUCUGAUUACUCGCCGAAUCAUAAAACAAAUUCAAUAUUUCUCAGUGUUCUUUGUUUGAAAAUAAAAAAAUAUACUUGGCAUUAGUAAAUUUUCAAAAACAAAUUAAAUUUGUUAGUAUUCAUGUCCCACGAAGAUUGCAAUUCAAUUCGUUGCACAUUUUGUUCGGGAUUAAAAAAUAACAAAAACGAAGAAGAAUCAACCAAUUCAAUCUAAUGCGGAUUUUAAUAUAAAUGUUGGAUUAUUUUUAUAAAUUCGACUUUGGUCUCUUAAUAAAGUGGCGUAGAAGAGGUUUCAGUAAAUGUGUAAUGGUAGCAGCCACAUAACUCUAUUAUUCAUUUUGGUAAUUUGUUUUGCUCGGACAAACCCACUGUGCAAAUAUAAAGUCGAACAUCUUAAUCUUUUCUUUCUAAAUAGUUUAAUGAUAAAGCGUAUGUAGUAGCAUUAUAAUAGGUUCUAUUGAAUAUUGACGUUAUUUCAGAAAAUGACCUACUGUUUGAUAUGUUUCAGUCCCUACUUCAAACUCUACUCUUUUAAGGCGAAACACACUACCUGUACUAUUUUAUUGUUAACCUGGUACAUUAAAAAACAACAAUAUUGCUCUAAAAAGUAUAGAAUGGCAACACGGAACACAAAAUAUGCAACUUACUAUAUGGUAGGAAUCCGGAUCCCCGUCCUUUGUUGGUUUUGGGGUGACAAAAGCAAAAAUUCUCACAAACAAUGCAGCCAGGCAGGAAAACUUGUCAGAAGAGACCCAAUAGAAGCCUUGCUGCAGUUUUCCUGUGUCAAUAAAAACAUAAGGAAACAGUAUGAAUCAUUAUUUUCUAAAAUCGAUCGUUUCUAUCUUGAUGAACGACCGUAUUGAACCCACUAACAAAAGUAAAUUAUAGAAUAUCUCGUUCGUUACAUUGUAUUAUUUGACUUUUUUUUGUGACUGAAGAAACAUACAACCAAGAAAUUGUGAAAGGGAAUAUUGAUUCCAGCUGAUUCUUUGUAAUUCUGAUGGCAACAGAAGCGAAGUGGAGAAAAACAAAAGUCGAAUGUAUGGGAAAAAGAUAAUUGUUAGAAAUUUUCACUAAUAAAAACGGCAAAAUAUUACAAUCGCA
Armigeres subalbatus is the source of this 3566-nucleotide messenger RNA. RefSeq names its product serine/threonine-protein phosphatase 2A 56 kDa regulatory subunit gamma isoform-like. Gene Ontology annotation, biological process: protein dephosphorylation; signal transduction. The transcript has 2 exons. The coding region runs from base 343 to 2079 and encodes 578 amino acids. The record is from RefSeq and is a predicted model, not a curated record. Gene Ontology annotation, cellular component: nucleus; protein phosphatase type 2A complex; cytosol. NCBI's taxonomy places the organism in Eukaryota, Metazoa, Arthropoda, Insecta, Diptera, Culicidae. Gene Ontology annotation, molecular function: protein phosphatase activator activity.